UGGAUACAAUAAAGAUACUCAGAAUAAAGUGGAUGCCCACACAUAGAAGAAAGGAUCCUUCAGUUGCACAGGAGAGAUUGCACACUGCACAUCUGCUGCCACUCUCUAUGCAGUGCUCUGUCCAUGGACUUCUUGCUUGGACGCAGAUUGGGUGCCCAGGUGGUGUGAACAUCAUGGAACUGUUGCACAUCAUGAGGCUGAAGCCUUGGCAUUCCCACAGAAGCAGCCAGAUUGAGCACCUUAAGAAUGACAAGGAAGAUCUUCACCAACACCAGGGAGAGGUGGAGGCAGCAAAAUGUCAACACUGCCUUUGCCAAGCUGAGGAAGCUCAUUCCCACCCACCCACCAGACAAAAAACUGAGCAAGAACGAGACACUCCGACUGGCCAUGAGAUACAUCAACUUCCUUGUCAAGGUCUUGGGAGACCCAGGCCUGCAGCAUACUGCAGGGGCAGCUCGGGGCAGCAUCCUGGGAUUCUUCCAACAAGCCCCACACUUGCAGAACACGGAAAAGCUGACACUGAUUGAAAACUGCGGUGUCUCCUGUCCCAGCAUGAGCAGCAAUAUUGUAGAGUAUUGGUCAGAGGCAUCAUGUCCCUAG
Oenanthe melanoleuca is the source of this 600-nucleotide messenger RNA. It is a transcript of the gene TAL2, whose product is annotated as TAL bHLH transcription factor 2. Gene Ontology annotation, molecular function: protein dimerization activity; RNA polymerase II cis-regulatory region sequence-specific DNA binding; DNA-binding transcription factor activity, RNA polymerase II-specific. Gene Ontology annotation, biological process: regulation of transcription by RNA polymerase II. NCBI's taxonomy places the organism in Eukaryota, Metazoa, Chordata, Aves, Passeriformes, Muscicapidae. The coding region runs from base 247 to 600 and encodes 117 amino acids. The record is from RefSeq and is a predicted model, not a curated record. The transcript has 2 exons.